AUGGAUCAAAACCACCAAAAAAUGACAGCAGAAGAAGCACUUCAAUUAAUUAUUGACGCAAAUUUAACUGUCAAUCAAUAUUUGAAGAUUUGUGCAAAGAUUAAACUGUGUUGUGGACUGAUACUUCCUUCAUAUGCUGAUGUUUCAAAAGAGAAGAAGAAGUGUCACCCAGAAGGCAUUCUGGUGACUUCUCAGAAAGCUGAAGUUCCUGUCAACGAACUUGUGAAACAUACAGCACGUCGCAUCUUUGCUAAGGAACAGAAGGAUUUGAAUAUUGAAAUCAAAAAUGAUAUCACCAAACAAAUGGAGAUGACAGAACCUUUGACUGUUGUUUUGUCUGAUGGAAAUGCAAUUUCAAUUUCAAUGCAUUGUUAG
Messenger RNA from Clunio marinus, 375 nucleotides. The record is from the annotation of a GenBank genome assembly. NCBI's taxonomy places the organism in Eukaryota, Metazoa, Arthropoda, Insecta, Diptera, Chironomidae.